AUGACGUCGAUAAAGGGCGGCGUUGCUCUUGAAGGCACGACCGUGCCGCAACCCCGUCCGAUCAGUACCCAGACAGGAGAUGCGAGCUCAGCCUUCGAUGGACCUGCAGGCCCGCCUGUAGACUCUGGUUAUGGCAGCGCGUCACUGACCCCGAAACCCCUCGAAAAGACCGCCAAGCCGUGUUCCGUUGACAGCGGCGGUGGUGCUGGCCGAGUGCUGUUCCUUCCCUCUGGUAGGGGCAACUUGCAAGAGUUCAACAAGCCGGUCGACGCAGCGACUAUCGCUCGUUUCAAAGAUGUCCUCGAGCGGGUUGAAGCGCCGUUGCUCCGCCACAUGAAAAAGCGAUCAGUAAGGCGUGAGCCGAUGGCGUUGAGGCUGAUGGUGCUGGGACAGACUGAGGAAACCGCCAAAGUCUGGAUUGUGGUAUUAUGCCACGAGACUGGUGCCAAACGGGCCCGAAAGUACUUCGAACAACAACACGUGAAGGACGUCAUCCGACCAGAGGACUCAUCAAUCCCUUCCUUUGACGUUUUGGUGGUCGGCCAAUCUCCAAAGACCAGAGGCGCUGCAAUCGAUGUCUGUAUAAGGGAUCCCAUGGAUCCUCCGGGUCCGAUUACAACACUGUGUGGCGCACCGAUCAAGCUUGUCAACGGCGAUGAAUACCAGCUCGGAACCUGUGGGGGUCUUAUCAAGCUGACUUUUCACGACGGUGAUUAUGCUUUGUACGGUAUGACUGCCCGCCACCUCACAAAUCGAUGGGAUGGCGUACAUUCUCUACAUCUAGCGGCAAGUGAGGACGACAGCGAUCGCGACAGUGACCAUUGGGACCACGAGGACGAAGAUGAAGACGAGGACCUCAGCGACCCUGACGACCCAUUUGAGACACCCCAGCCUCCUGUACUCGGACCGGCGUGUGGCCUUGACGAACGGCCGUCGCCUGAAAAUCAUCUGUCCUCGUCGUGGCACAGGGUAGGACAGUUCAUUGCUCCAUCCGCCGCGCAGCUUCCUCGGAACCCACAGGAUUAUGAUUGGGCACUGAUUGGCUUUGACGACCGGCAUGCGUUCCGACCGAACAGCUUUGGAGCUUUCGAAGGCGGUCAUCGCCAAUACCGUGCAGGGGACUUCAAAGUGGGCGUCGUCGAUCUCAUGGAUUCAGCAACAUUCUCAGUCGUCAUGAAGAGUGGUGUGCAAGGGAUCCAGUCCGGAGUGAUGUCGUCUCUACCCUGUCGAGUCUGGCUAGGUUACGGCAAAGAGUUUGUGGAUGUGUACACCUUGAAUUUGGAAAAUGGCGCCGAAAUUCGUGACGGCGAUUCAGGGUCUUGGGUCCUCAAUCCAUCUCGGCUUGAAGUCUACGGACACGUCAUCGCCUCUGAUGCCUUUGGGUCAGGUUAUAUCAUUCCGAUGACCCGUAGCCUGGAAGAUAUCCGACAGACAGUAGACUUGGCCUCAGUUGAGCUCCCAACUUUAGUGGACGUAGCUAGCAAGGUGUUUUCGGAGGACUUCCAGGGCGACGACUAUGCGGAUCUAGCUGUUGUUUCCUCCCCCCCUCGAACACCAAAACGCCCGGUUGAGCAGGAUGACUUUGAACCCGAAGAGGCCCGUGACUUUAAGCGCCGAUUUUGGUCCCCAACGUCUGUGGAUCUCUCAACCGUUGGGCCCACCGCUUACUUGCCGCAAGACUCAGGCUAUGUAUCCCAGCUACCUUCUGCGCCUAGAUCAGCGGAAGGAACGCCCUUAACAGCUCGAAAGCCUAAAGCGCCGAUGGAUAGUGACGGAAUGAGAGACCAAGUCCCGUGCGACCAAGCGAGUCGUGUAUCCGAUGAAACAAAAGACACGCUACUCUUCGUCAACGAUUUCAAGUUCAUGGGCGGUGGACUAUUACCCGAUUCGGAGGAUAUUAUGAAGGAGUUCGAACGAAUGCCUACCUGGUACUAG
Molecule: messenger RNA, 1935 nt
Organism: Cladophialophora yegresii CBS 114405
Lineage: Eukaryota; Fungi; Ascomycota; Eurotiomycetes; Chaetothyriales; Herpotrichiellaceae
Exons: 3
Coding region: 1-1935 (644 amino acids)
Source: RefSeq, a predicted model, not a curated record